Messenger RNA from Mesitornis unicolor (brown roatelo), 937 nucleotides. RefSeq names its product replication factor C (activator 1) 4, 37kDa (gene RFC4). Gene Ontology annotation, biological process: DNA repair; DNA-templated DNA replication. Lineage: Eukaryota; Metazoa; Chordata; Aves; Mesitornithiformes; Mesitornithidae. Gene Ontology annotation, cellular component: DNA replication factor C complex; nucleus. The record is from RefSeq and is a predicted model, not a curated record. The coding region runs from base 1 to 921 and encodes 306 amino acids. The transcript has 8 exons. Gene Ontology annotation, molecular function: ATP binding; DNA clamp loader activity; ATP hydrolysis activity.
AUGUGCUUUGUAAAAAACUGUUUCUUGCUGUUUCAGCUUCCCAAUCUGUUGUUCUAUGGCCCACCUGGAACUGGAAAGACUUCCACUAUUUUAGCAGCUGCUAGAGAGCUCUAUGGGCCUGAAUUGUUCCGGCAAAGAGUCCUUGAGUUAAAUGCUUCUGAUGAGCGUGGAAUACAAGUGAUUCGGGAAAAGGUGAAGGCAUUUGCUCAGCUGACUGCAUCUGGAAGCCGUUCAGAUGGUAAAGCUUGUCCUCCUUUUAAAAUUGUAAUUCUGGAUGAAGCGGACUCUAUGACUUCGGCAGCCCAGGCAGCCUUGAGGCGCACAAUGGAAAAAGAAUCCAAAACAACACGUUUUUGCCUAAUCUGUAACUACAUCAGCAGAAUAAUUGAACCUUUAACAUCCCGAUGCUCCAAAUUCCGCUUCAAGCCUUUAUCAGACAAAAUCCAACAGCAGAGGCUGUUGGACGUUGCUGAGAAGGAACAUGUGAAAAUCAGUAGUGAGGCAAUAUCUUACCUUGUUAAAGUGUCAGAAGGGGACUUAAGAAAAGCAAUUACUUUUCUUCAAAGUGCCACUCGCCUAAUGGGUGGAAAAGAGAUCACAGAGAAGAUAGUCACUGAAAUUGCUGGGGUCAUCCCUAGAGAAAGAACUGAAGAACUGCUCUCUGUCUGCCAGAGUGGCUCCUUUGAGAAACUGGAAACAUUGGCAAAGAAUCUCAUAAACGAAGGAUAUGCUGUUGCUCAGCUUGUAAACCAGCUGCACGAUGCUGUUGUUGAAAGCGAAGAUUACAGUGACAAGCAGAAAUCUGUCAUAGCUGAGAAACUCGCGGAAGUGGACAAAUGCUUGGCAGAUGGUGCUGAUGAAUUCUUGCAGUUGAUGAGUCUGUGUGCUCUUGUGAUGCAGCAACUGACACACAACAUCUAACUCCAGCAGUGACUGG